GCUUCAACAAAACAAAGUGGGCUUUUGGUACGUAAUUCGAAAACGCCAAAGGUACGGUUACUUGUUGAGGUUAACCCUCUUUUUAUUUUUAAUACUUCCUUCCUUUCAAAGUUCCACAACUCACACCCCCCCUUGUACGUGGCCUUGUUAGCAUUUUGCAAUGCCUCAGGACCAAGAUGCGCUCUACAAAGUCGGCCGCGGUGGGGCAGGCAACUACGUCUCGUCGAAACAGGCCGACGAGGCAUCCAAAGAUCUUGAAGCGCAGCAGCUAAAGGCCAUUGCCUCUUCCUUCUCUUCGCCGUCAGCGGCCCCGUCGCAGCCGCAGGGCCCCGCAAGAGCCGGCCGUGGAGGAGCCGGAAACUUCAUCGACCCGUCGUAUGCCGCGCAGAACCAGGGGCGGCUGGCGGACGAGACGGGGGCCGCCGUGGCAUCGAGCCUGAAGAAGAACCCGCAGCCUCACCGCGCGGGCUGGUCGGGGCGCGGGGGAGCCGGCAACUACAACUGGGAGCAGGCCGCUGAAGAAGAGAGACGGCAGCAGGAGGAGGAGAACAAAGCAGAAUUGGAUAAGAAGAUUAAAGAAGCGGUCGAAGGAGCCUUGAAGAUGCCGGAAAAGGCGCAUCAGCACGUAACCAAAGAGGAGGAAGCGGAAGAGGAGCAAGGGUGAAGUGCAAACUGUGGACAACACGAUUUCCUUCAACCAUCCUGCAACUGAGGCAAGCCCCUGCGUGAUAUCGGCCCCAGGGCCAUGAUUCUCAGCCGGACGAAUGCCUACUAUAUUCAAGAGAACAUCUUCAGAAGCAGGAAAGAGCCUUGAGUUCAAGCAACCGAGGCCAUGCAUCGCCGAGACUUGAAGCAUACCUGCAGGCCGAAUUAUUACGGGCUACUGCCGAGCGCACUUAGAUAGACAAGUCGAGACCUCGUACCGGCCCUUGAGCAUCACCACAAGAAAGAAGCAAAUCAAUAUAUAGUUUAUCAUAUAUCGCCUUGUAAAUUAUAUAGAAAUUAAACUACAGUAUUUUAACAAACUGCAGAUAGUCCGCAACCAAUCAACGCGCCCAAUC
This is a messenger RNA of Trichoderma harzianum CBS 226.95, 1061 nucleotides long. RefSeq lists its product as hypothetical. The record is from RefSeq and is a predicted model, not a curated record. Bases 161 to 664 code for a protein of 167 amino acids. The transcript has 2 exons. NCBI's taxonomy places the organism in Eukaryota, Fungi, Ascomycota, Sordariomycetes, Hypocreales, Hypocreaceae.